UUUUUUAUAGAAAAUAUGUAACUAUAUUUUUUAAUAACAUUAUGACAUCAUCUUCCGGUGAUUUUUGCCGGAAAAUAAUUUCGGGUUGUAAUUUAAAAUGGAUGUAUAAGUUUAAGGUUGUAAUUGGCAAAAAUAGAAAUUUGAGGUUGUAAUUGGCAAAUAGAAAACUUUAUUAGGUUGUAUUUCACAAAUUUUCCUGUAUAAGCACCGGAUGUAUAGAGUAUCUAUAAUCUAUCUAUCUAUAACUAUAUACUAAAAGAGACACCAGGAAUGACACGUGUCAUCUCCUGGUGAAUCCUUUAGUAUUUUUCUUUUUUUAAUUAUUUUUUAACUAUUUAAAAAUAAAAUUCUAUGUUUUUCCAUAAAAUUCCAAAUAAUUAAUAAUAAUAGAAAAAGUUUUAAAAAAAAUGUGAAAUAUUAUAAUCAGUUUAGUAAAUUGACCGCAUCUUUACCAAAAUUUUCAAAUGAACGAUCAUAAUAGAAAAAGACAGAAAAAAAAUCCUAAAAACGUGAUAUCCUGUGGAAAAGAUACCACCAUUUUUUUUAACUGAUAUCCUAAAAACGUGGGCAAAGAUCCUGUUGCACAAAAUCCUGUGUGAAGUGGAAGAGAUCCUGUUGAAAAGAUCCUAUAGAAUAAUUAUCAGUUACAAAAAUUUUGGAUUAAAUGGAAUUAUAAACCAAUUCCUAAAAACGUGGAGUUUCUAAAAUUUAGGGGAUAGAAACAGUUUACAGUUGAUAAAAUUCCCUUAGAAAUAGAAAAGAAAAGAAAAGAAUAAAAUUAAUCUACGUUUUACAUUAUGUAGUUCACGUUCAAUUUUUUUAAUAAUUCCCCGAGUCCUGCAAAAUAGGAAAGCAUAGAACAAAAUUUAAAAAAAAAUCACAUAAACUACGUACAAAACUUAUAAAUUACGAAAUUUUAGGGAAUUAUAAAUUUAUAAAAUACUCCCUACUUAUCCAGUAAUCCCAAGAAUCCAGAAUAAUCACAACAAAUUAGGGUAGACUAGAAUUUAACUGGGUAUAUAUACUCCCUUCUCAACCAUCAAUAAUAUCAAACAUCAAUAUACGUGAAGUCUGAGAAAAAAAAUGGCCAAGAAUUUUACACCCAUACACACUAUUAAUCCUUCUAUAGAGAACAUAACGAUUCAAGCAAGGGUUAUCCGACUAUGGAGUGUUCAUGCCUUCAAUAAUCCGAGUGAAACAAAUGCUAUUGAAAUGGUUUUACUAGAUGCAGAGGGAGGCAAGAUUCAAGCUUCUAUUAAAAAGUCUUUCAUCUCAAAAUGGCGGAAUGUUUUCCUCAAAGGACAAGCGUACAAUAUUUCGUAUUUUGGUGUUGGAAAGAAUGCUGGAGACUAUAAACCCACGAUGCAUCCAUACAAAAUUAACUUCAGAAUGUUUACUCAAGCUCAAGCCGUGGAAGUGGUUGCAUCGACCAUUCCUAUAGAUGGUUUUGAUUUUAAGUCAUACGAAGCACUCAAAGAUCUAGACAACAGUGUGUUAAUCGGUAUAAAAAUCUACUAAAUUUUUGGUAUAUUAUAUUUAUUUUUUUAUAUUAUUCGCUUUUAAUAUCAUUUUUUUGUAAAAACAGAUUGUAUUGGAUAUCUUUCUGGAAUAUUAUCAACUGAUCAAUUUAUUAGAGAUGGU
Messenger RNA from Spinacia oleracea (spinach), 1641 nucleotides. RefSeq lists its product as uncharacterized. The record is from RefSeq and is a predicted model, not a curated record. NCBI's taxonomy places the organism in Eukaryota, Viridiplantae, Streptophyta, Magnoliopsida, Caryophyllales, Amaranthaceae. The coding region runs from base 1084 to 1518 and encodes 144 amino acids. The transcript has 2 exons.